This is a messenger RNA of Nematolebias whitei (Rio pearlfish), 2226 nucleotides long. RefSeq lists its product as uncharacterized. The transcript has 12 exons. Bases 262 to 2220 code for a protein of 652 amino acids. Gene Ontology annotation, cellular component: nuclear envelope. The record is from RefSeq and is a predicted model, not a curated record. Gene Ontology annotation, molecular function: zinc ion binding; nuclear export signal receptor activity. NCBI's taxonomy places the organism in Eukaryota, Metazoa, Chordata, Actinopteri, Cyprinodontiformes, Rivulidae.
AAUGUUUUGAGCAUGCGCAGUUGUUCUUCGAAAUAAACAACAAACUUGGUUAAUUAUUUGCUCGUUUAUGGUGUUGUUUCGGGCUUUUCAGCGCAGGUGAAAAGUUACAGCAACGACACUUGACAUUGUGACUUAUAUCAGCGUGAGUUGACUAAAUUUAAAAGAGGAAGAAGAAGUGUAUUAAACGGUGCGGUGUCAUAUGACGGGAAAGAUCUAAUCUGGAAGCGUACACAGACCUUAUUAGGGUUCAAGGUAAUAAAAAUGGAGUGUGGUGCAGAAGGGAGCACAGAAGGAGGUCAAUCUGAGUUGGUUCCUCGUGCUCAGCAGGUGUGCCGCUUCUUCUUUCAAGGACGACGUUGCCAUUAUGGCAGUAAGUGUAAAUUUUUACACUUAAAAGACGAGAGCAAAGCUGAUGGGACGCCCAGCCAGUCAGAUGCUGCACCUUUAAACUCUCGGGGUCUUCAUGAGGGGAACAGGCUCUCAUUUUCCCAUAAUCCAAAGGUUGCUCCUGCAGCCGGCCGCCGCCCCUGUCGCUACUUUCUUUCAGGAUACUGCACGAUGGAGGACCAAUGUCGCUUCUGGCACCCACCACAGUUACUUGUUGUGGAUGCUGUGCCUGUUCCUGGCAAUUUCUCCAAAGCUGCACCUAGCUGUCCCCCAAUGUCACGUCCCAGCAGCCUUCAGGAGGUGAAGCUUUGUGACGUGACUGAGGAUAUAGCCAAGCAGAUGAGAGACACUGAGGUCAAACAGAUGAAGAAACGAUUCCCCAAAGAUCAGCUGAUCGUUCAGGAGAGAAGUGACGGCAAAGUGACGUAUUACAGGGCAACUGUGGAGGCCACGGAUCCAGACUGGCCUUUUGAUCUGAAUGAAAUUGAUAUAAUGGUGAGCUUCCCAGACGAUUAUCCUCUAGAGAUUUUCACAUUAGACAUACCACUGGAUCAAGAUCUACCACCAGUUAUGGCAAAGCACGUACAAGAAGCAUCUAUAGAGUGGCUUCAAGCUAAACAUGCUACUAAUCAGUUGCUGGGGAAAGUUGAGCUACUUUUCCGGCCUUUUCUUCGCUGGCUGGAUCGGAGCUUGGAGCGACUGUUCACCGAAGGAGCCAGACGGUUAAAAAAAGACGUUGACUUAGAAAAAGCUGGACUGCAGUUCAUCCCGUACCAAGAGCUCAAGGGGUCAGCAAGUGAAAACUCUGAUCCGGCCUCCAGCAAUGUAGACGUAGAUCAGAACGUCUGCAGCACAGAUGAUGUUCUGGAUGAUGGGCAGGGGAAGGAGGAUGUUUCAGGGCAACAGGGGAGUCCAGGUUAUGAUGAAGGUCAGGAGGAGGAGGUGAGUCAGCUGGUGGAGAACAUCAAGAUCAGUGAUCCUCGCAGAGGCACAGAGGUGAAGCUGCUGGGGCUGGAACUGGGAGAAAACACGGCCACUGUGGUCGCGCAUCAGAUCACCGUUUGUCUGCAGUGUAACAGGUGUAAGGUGACUGCAGAUCUGAUGCUCACUGGAAGGACGCCUUGCAAAGCUCAGUGUGAAAGAUGUAAUGCAGACAUCAGCGCUGCCUUCAGGCCUUGCAUGCUGCACCAUUACUGUGACGUUCUGGGAUAUUUGGACCUCCACAACGCUACGCCCGCCGACCUCGUGCUUCAGGACUGUGACCUGACUGUGGGCUGCCUCAGCUGCUCUCAGGAGGUCCCUAUACAGCAUGUUCUCUACGGACAAACUAAAGAGUUUAACUGUGAACACUGCCACGGGAAACUCAGCAUCCUGGCCGAGAGCACAAGAUUUCAGUUCAUUCAGCCUCGCUCCUCCAACAAAUUAGGUUCAAGUGCUGCCAAUUACAAAGAAAUAAGAGAUCCAGCUGUUCAAAAGGGAAAGCCACUGCCAGACAAAGGAACGUGCAAACAUUACAAACAGAGCCACCGAUGGCUGAGGUUUCCCUGCUGUGGGCGGGCUUAUGCCUGUGAUGUUUGCCACGACGAGAACCAGGACCACCCCAUGGAGCUCGCCAACAGAAUGAUUUGUGGAUUUUGUGCCAAAGAACAGCCUUAUAACAAUGGAAAGCCUUGCAUGAGCUGUGGGAGCAUGAUGACGAGAGGCACUCGCACCAGCCACUGGGAGGGAGGACUGGGAUGUCGAAACAAGGCCAAAAUGAGCAGAAAUGAUCGACAAAAAUAUGCCAACUCCAACAAAACGGUUUCCAGGAAGGCAGCCAGCGAGAAGAGCUAAAUGCCG